Molecule: messenger RNA, 705 nt
Organism: Cygnus atratus (black swan)
Lineage: Eukaryota; Metazoa; Chordata; Aves; Anseriformes; Anatidae
Gene: APOLD1
Product: apolipoprotein L domain containing 1
Exons: 1
Coding region: 1-705 (234 amino acids)
Biological process (GO): lipoprotein metabolic process; lipid transport
Cellular component (GO): extracellular region; membrane
Molecular function (GO): lipid binding
Source: RefSeq, a predicted model, not a curated record
AUGGAGAGGAACGGUGCUGCCCUUCCCCAGGCAGUGGACCCCACACACCACUUCCACAUAGCACUGCUGGAUCAGAGACGGAGGCUGCGUGGUCAAAUUGCUCACCUUCACAAGGCAGCUCAUAAAAUAAACAAGCUCCGCAAAAGGUCCCUGAUUGCCAACAUCAGCGGGAGCUCGCUGACUGCCGCGGGAGCAGUCACAGCCAUCGUGGGGCUGUCCCUGAGCCCGGCUACACUGGGAGCCUCCCUCCUGGCAUCGGCUGUGGGUUUGGGCCUAGCCACUGCUGGGGGGGCUGUCAAUAUCACCUCCGAUCUCUCCUUGGUGCUCUGCAAUUCCCGGGAGGUGAGAAAGGUGCAGGAAAUUGCAGCGACUUGUCGGAAACAGAUGAGGGAAAUCCUCGGCUGCCUGGAAUUCCUCCGCCGGGGGCAGGGCCCAGGGGACCCCACACUGCUCCAGUCAGAGAAGAGGGCCUCCAUCUCGCUGUACAACUCCGUCUGCUUCUUGGUCUUCUGCGGCUCCCACAGCUUCCUUGUGCCAGAAUACACAAAGGAGGUCACAAAAGUGAGCCAGGCCGUGCUGAAGGCCAAAAUCCAGAAGCUGGCUGCCAACCUUGAGACCUGUACCAGGGCAAUGGACGAAGUCUGUGAACUCCUUGAGUCCAGGACACAGCUUUCCCCACGAAUGAGGAAACAGCCUGGGUGCUAA